This is a messenger RNA of Eimeria maxima, 1035 nucleotides long. RefSeq names its product nucleoredoxin, putative. The transcript is spliced from 8 exons. The record is from RefSeq and is a predicted model, not a curated record. Bases 1 to 1035 code for a protein of 344 amino acids. Lineage: Eukaryota; Apicomplexa; Conoidasida; Eucoccidiorida; Eimeriidae.
AUGAUGAAGAAGAGAGAGAAUUGGUGGGGUUGCAACAACAACACUUUCCUCUUGUCUCUUGUACUGCUGCUAAGGCUCUUGUCUGUAUUGGAGGAAUCGCAGCAGUCGGUAGGGGCAGCAGUAUCUAAGCUAACAAGCAAUUACUUAAGAAGAAAAAGGAGAGAAAAUAUGCGACGUGAGGGGCCCCCCUCCCCCUUCAAUCGUUUAUUGGGCCCUGUAUUGCUGGAGGGUCCUGGAGCAGCAGAAGCAGCAGCAACAGCAGGAUCAGCAGCAGCAGCAGCAGCAGGAGCAGGAGCAGCAGGAGGGUCAACUUCAUCUAUUCUUUCUUUUUUUAGACCUAAAAAUAAAUUUAAAGAAAUAUUCACAAAUAAUGCAUUAGGGGAAAAAGGAAGUCUUACUGCCCUCUAUUUUACAGGGAAAGGAGUUGAACAAAUCUUACAGGCUAAGGGCUACGUACCAUUUACUCCUCGAUUAGAGAGUAUAGUUAGAGCAGCAAAACAAAACGGUAAAAAAUUAAAUGUUGUUUUUAUUUCUGCGGAUAAUUCUCCUAAUGAUGCUGCAGAUUUAUUUAAUACUAUGCCAUGGUACGCGGUUCCUUUUGAUGACGAGGAAGGUAGAUCUAUAACUCGUUCUUUAUAUAGGAAGUUUAGGGUUUCUUCUCUUCCUCAUAUAACUUUAUUAGAUGAACAAGGAAAGGUAGUAAACCCUCAGGCAUACACAGCACUACUAACAGACCCUCUAGGGUUUCCAUGGAAAAAAAAAUCUAUUCUCCAACUUAUUGGUAAUAAAUUACAAGACAAUAAAGGGCAACCUGUUGACCCUGCUGUAUUAAAAGGGAAGACGAUAGAAAAACUAAUUAAGGAUAUAGAUGAUGCAUUAGAUGUUAUUGCUGAGGAACCUGUUCUUCUUACUUUCCUUAAUAAUGCAGAUAAUCAACAACAACAACAAACCCUCAAGGCACUGGAGGAGGCUGCGGUGGCCUUAAAGGGAAGAAAGGACGGGGAGAGUGUUGGGCCCCUUCCUCAGUUCCUUUAA